Messenger RNA from Phlebotomus papatasi, 1914 nucleotides. RefSeq names its product probable cytochrome P450 28a5. Gene Ontology annotation, molecular function: oxidoreductase activity, acting on paired donors, with incorporation or reduction of molecular oxygen; iron ion binding; monooxygenase activity. NCBI's taxonomy places the organism in Eukaryota, Metazoa, Arthropoda, Insecta, Diptera, Psychodidae. The record is from RefSeq and is a predicted model, not a curated record. Bases 32 to 1546 code for a protein of 504 amino acids. The transcript is spliced from 2 exons.
UAUUUCUAGUGCAAAAAUUAAACGAAGAAUUAUGUUUCCGUUAGAGAUUUUAAGUGUUUUAGUGAGUGGAAUUUUGUGCCUCUAUUUCUACUUAAUCCGCAAUCACAAUUACUGGGCUAAGCGUGGGAUUCCUGGUCCGAAAGCUGCUUUUGUGGUGGGCAAUCUUCCAGGAAUUUUCACUCAGAAAAGAAAUGCUGUUUAUGACAUGGAAGAAAUUUACAACAAGUGGAAGACUGAUGCCAAUUUUGUGGGAUUCUUUAACAUGUUGCAGCCGCAAAUUCUUAUACUGAAGCCUGAAUUGGUCAAAACGGUCACUGUGAAAAAUUUCCAGAACUUCCAUGAAAAUGACUUUGCGGAUAUGUUCGGUAAAGAUAGUGAUCCAGUCUUUACUAAGACGAUAUUUAUGCUUAAAGGAGCGGAAUGGAAGGAAAAGAGGGCAGAACUUGCCCCUGCUUUUACUGAUAACAAAAUGAAAUCCAUGUUCAUCCUAAUUGAAGAGAUUUCUGAGAGAUUGUUAAAUUAUUUAGAUAAAGCUGUAAAGGAUAAAGGAAGUCCCCUAGUACUGGAAGCUCGAGAACUAUCCACAAAGUUCUCCAUAGAUGUUAUUGGAAAUUGCAUUUUCCGUGUAAAUGGAGGAGCUUUUGGAGAAGAAAAUUCUCAAAUGAUGAAAAUGGGCGAAGAACUUAUGAAUCCCAGUGGAUCAUUUCUUUUAUCAUUCCUUCUCCUUCAAUUUUUUCCAAUUUUAAAAGGAAUCAUCAAGCCACAACUCGUUAAGAAAACCGUUGCAGACUAUCUUAGAAACCUCAUCAGGGAAGUGAACGAAAAUCGAAAGGAAAAUCCAGCUGAAGGGGGAGAUUUUAUGUCUUUUAUGGAACAUCUUCGAAUUAAUCGAGGAACUGAUCCUGCACAGAUUUUAGGACAUGUUUUUACUUUUUUCAUCGAUGGUUAUGAAAUGAGCAGCAAUGUCUUAGCUCAUACCCUCUAUCAAUUGGCGAAGAAUCCUGAGAUUCAGGAUAAAUUGCGGAAUGAACUGCAAUCUUUGGAAUCUCUGGGGUACAUUGCAAAUCCCAAUAGUGAACAAUGUGAAUAUCUCCAUAGAAUUUUACUUGAAAGUCUCAGGAUAAAUGCUCCUUUGCCCUUUGUCACAAAGAGAUGUACUAAGGAAUGCAAAUUAUCUCUUCGACAAGGAGAAGAUGUUCUUAUUGAAACCAAUACCCCUGUCGUCAUUCCUAUAUACUGCAUUCAAAGGGAUCCUCAAUACUACUCUCAACCCAAAACAUUUGAUCCUGAUCGAUUUCUCAAUGGAAAUGCCAAGAAGUUCCAGAAUGAAGGCAUAUUUUUGCCAUUUGGAGAUGGACCACGCAUCUGCAUGGGAAUGAAAUUUGCCAUGAUGCAGGUAAAGUUUGGAGUGGCUACUAUCAUCAAGAAUUACCGAUUGACUGUUGAUCCCAAAACUCUGGAUCCUUUUCGACUGAAUCCCAAGAGAUUUACAACAACUCCUGAAGGUGGAUAUUGGUUAAAAUUCACACCAAUUGACGAGAAGUAAAUUUUCACAAAAAGCAGUUGCACUAAACAUUACCACUUACUCAUGUGAAAGAUUUCCUGAAUACUGAGAAUUUCUCAUACUCACAUGACAGUAUUUGUGACAUCCACAAUUAAUGUAUAAAAGCGAAAUUUAAAAAAAAAUGAGGAAGAUACAUAAAUCACGUGUUCAAGAGACACUCAUAAAAUAGAAAUGAUUGUAUUUAUAAGUUUUUUUUCGUUUGAGUCGAAUAAUUUUCAAAUUUGUUUGCGUUAUUCCACUACAAAGAUUUUCCCAAGAUUUUCUAUUAAAUCACAUUUAAAUUUUAAAGAAAUAAAAUAAAUAAGAAUUCAGAUAACAAGAAAAUUGGUAGUUUUACCAAUUCAAAACUA